Durio zibethinus is the source of this 2124-nucleotide messenger RNA. RefSeq names its product purple acid phosphatase 23 (gene PAP23). Gene Ontology annotation, molecular function: metal ion binding; acid phosphatase activity. The record is from RefSeq and is a predicted model, not a curated record. Lineage: Eukaryota; Viridiplantae; Streptophyta; Magnoliopsida; Malvales; Malvaceae.
CUUAGGAAAGAAAAACGCCAAGGAAAUGGCAUAUUCCAUUAUCCAUGGCACAUAUACCAAGAACUUAACAAACUGUUGAGUACCAAAACUCUUUGCUUGGUUGCUUCCAAUUUCUGCUAUGAUCUCCACAUCUUGUUUGCUUGGUACAUUCACUAACAUCAGCAACCAAAAAUAGAGGAAUUCAUGAAUGGAGGACUACACGGUAGGCAUGGUUCUAACCUUUUUCUUGAUCAUAACAAAGCUGGUUGGUUCUGGAAAACACAUACCAACAACUUUAGAUGGUCCCUUUGAUCCUGUAACUAUCCGUUUCGAUCCGUCUUUACGUCAAGGCAGUGAUGACAUACCGAUGAAUGAUCCAAGACUCAAGAAGAAUGUCACCUCUAUAUUUCCAGAACAAAUAGCUCUUGCUGUAUCCACACCAACUUCAAUGUGGGUUUCUUGGGUUACUGGGGAUGCACAGAUUGGUUCCAAUGUGACUGCCCUUGAGCCGGCAUCAGUCGCCAGUGAGGUUUGGUAUGGGAAAGAAAGUGGAAAGUAUACUAACAAAAGGAAAGGAAAUGCAACUGUUUAUAGCCAAUUGUACCCAUUUGUAGGGCUUUUGAAUUAUACCUCUGGCAUCAUUCACCAUGUCAGAAUUGAUGGUCUGGAACCAGGGAUAAAGUAUUACUAUAAGUGUGGAGAUAGCUCUCUUUCAGCUAUGAGUGAAGAGCAUGUGUUUGAAACCUUACCAUUGCCCGGCCAUAGUUCCUAUCCUCGUAGAAUAGCAGUUAUAGGAGAUUUAGGUCUAACCAGAAAUUCAUCAACAACAAUUGAUCAUCUGACCAAGAAUGAUCCCUCAUUGAUCUUAAUGGUUGGAGACUUGACCUAUGCAAAUCAGUACCUUACUACUGGUGGGAAAGGAGUUCCAUGCUUUUCAUGUGCAUUCCCAGAUGCACCAAUUAGAGAAUCUUAUCAACCUCGCUGGGAUGGAUGGGGAAGGUUCAUGGAGCCACUGAUCUCAAAAGUUCCUAUGAUGGUCAUUGAAGGCAACCACGAAAUUGAACCUCAAGUAGCUGAGAUCACUUUCAAAUCAUAUUUGACAAGGUUUGCAGUUCCAGCUGAGGAGUCUGGCUCUAACAGUAACUUUUAUUAUUCUUUUGAUGCUGGAGGGGUACAUUUCGUUAUGCUUGGGGCAUACGUUGACUAUAAUAGUACAGGAGCUCAGUAUGCUUGGCUAAAGGAAGACCUAGGAAAAGUAGAUCGUACGGUAACCCCAUGGCUAGUAGCAGCAUGGCAUCCACCAUGGUAUAAUAGUUAUUCCUCUCACUAUCAGGAAUUUGAAUGCAUGAGGCAAGAAAUGGAAGAACUUUUAUAUCAAUAUGGCAUCGAUAUUGUUUUUUCUGGCCAUGUUCAUGCUUAUGAAAGGAUGAACAGAGUGUAUAAUUAUACAUUAGAUUCAUGUGGACCUGUCUACAUAACAGUUGGAGAUGGUGGGAACAUUGAGAAAGUUGAUGUUGAUCAUGCAGAUGUCCCUGGAAAGUGCCCUUCACAAGGAGACAAUAAACCAGAGUUUGGAGGUGUGUGCCACUUGAAUUUCUCUUCUGGUCCUGCUAAAGGCAGGUUUUGUUGGGACAGGCAACCAGAGUGGAGUGCAUUUAGAGAAAGCAGCUUUGGACAUGGAAUACUUGAGGUUCUGAAUUCGACAUACGCAUUGUGGACUUGGCACAGAAAUCAGGAUAUAUAUAAGGAGGAUAGUCCCGGUGAUCAAAUCUAUAUUGUGCGACGGCCUGAAUUGUGCUUUCCCUCUACAACCUUAAAAGGAAACAAUGAGACUGAACAAGCAGCACAAGUAAAAGAAAAUGCAGCCGUAUCUUCUAAAUGGUCAUGGGUUAUGCCAUUAUUCUUCAUGGUGACAAUUGCGGUCUGUUAACAAUUGUAGAAUGAUUAACACAGAAAAUUACCAAGUUCACUGGUUGAAGAUCAGGUGACCAGAGGAAUGAUACAACAAUAGUUACGUUUCCAGACCAUUGUUGCUUGAUGCAACAGUCACUCUUUCAAUUCAUCAUGCAAAUUGUAUGAGCAGAACUCAUGUCACCUGCUUGAUAUUGUUCUACUGCUAAAAUAUACCAUGGCCGCGAAGGUUUU